CUGCCUGCCUCUCCUUCCAAGCCUUUGGUUUCCAAAGCGGCUGCUGUUGCUUUAAAGUCUUCGGGAGGAGGGCGCGUCCGGAGCGCGCAAAGGCGAAUGGAGAUGGGGCGCUUGGCAAGGCUGCGGCGGCGCUGAACGCGCUCUCCCUCCUUGGUUGAGGCUCCCCUAGGCAAGCGAGGGGCUGAGUCUCUCCGCUUCCCGGAGGCACUCCGCUCCCACUGCUCCCUCCCUCCCCCCUCCCCGGCCAUGUUUCCUCGUUAGCGGGCGGAGCGCUGAACGCCUGCGCGCAAGGGGAGAGCGGCGCUCUGGAGUUUGGCACCAGCAGCAGGCAAGCGAAUCUUUCUUGCCGCCCCGGGAACGCGGGGAUGGGCCGCCUGCACGCUUCUGCCUGUCCCCCGGGCAGCGGCAGCAGCUCCCGCUGAGACUGUGCAGAAGAAGCGCCCCUUUUCCAGCCUUUUCGCACGCGACAAACUUGAGUCGUCGGGACGGACGCCCCUACCACCCCACCCUUGCUUUUCUCCAGCGGCACCGUUUCCGCCCCUUUGGACCUCCGCCUCCGCCUCCUGUGAUGCUGGGACGCGCACAGAAUUUUCUAAAGUGUCAAGGAAUUGCCAAGCUAACCCAAAUUUCAAGGGACCCAAAAAUACGCUGCCACUCUUGACUAAGGAAGAAAAGAGGGACUAUCGUCAUCUCUCAUACCAGAACUCCCACUUCAUGCUGCAAGAGCCAAGGCUGGCAUCGCCAAUUUAAGUUUGUUUUCUAAGGUCACGGGCAGCCUGCGCGCCCCCUUUCGCAUUCCACCCCCCGAGGCCUCGCAGUUGAGAUGAGGAAUUCAGACGAGCAAACGGCCACGACAGUUUUACAGCGCCUGCUGCAGGAGCAGCUGCGAUAUGGGAACCCAAACGACAGCCGCAACCUCCUCGCUUUGCACCACCAAGCUACGGGCAACGCACCCACUUUCGCCAGCAACGGGAGCCCAGGGGCUCCAAGCGAGGGGCUGAGCCCCCAGGACCACCAGGCCGGAGCCCAUGUUGCCCGCCAGGAGCCCCAGGGCCAGGAAAUACAAAUGGACAAUAGUGUCAUGGAGAAGCAGCUCUCCCCAAGGCUCCAGAACAGCGAAGACCUCCCAACCUAUGAGGAAGCGAAAGUCCAGUCCCAGUACUUCAGGGGCCAGCAGCACGCCAGCGUUGGGGCAGCAUUUUAUGUGACGGGGGUCUCCAACCAGAAGAUGAGGACUGAGGGGCGCCCGACAGUCCAGCGUGUGAGCCCUGGGAAGGUCCACCAGGACGAAGGACUCAAGGACCUAAAGCAAGGGCACGUCCGCUCCCUGAGCGAGAGGCUGAUGCAGCUGUCUCUGGCCACCAGUGGCGUGAAGGCCCACGCGCCCGUCACAAGCGCCCCGCUCUCCCCACUCUCCUCCCAGCAGACCAACGACUUCUACAAGAACUCUGUGACAGCUCCUCCCCAGCCAAAUAUGAAAGGGAUGGAGCACAGGGGGCCUCCUCCUGAGUACCCCUACAAAAACAUGCCCACCCCUCCGAUGAGCUGUAAGCAGAUGGAUCCCGGGCAUUUCUACAGCGACCACCGCCUGGGUCAGCAAGGCCGAGCUGACGGGCCACUGAUGAGGUACCAGCAUCCUCCUGAAUAUGGAUCUUUCAGGCAAAACCCAGAGCACCAGCUGCAGCAGAGGCCUCCUCACCACCACAGCCCAACGUCUUCACUCACCUCCUUGGGCUCCAUGACGCUCCUGCAGUCGCUGCCUCCCUCGAGGGUAUCUCCUUCCCAGCCUCCUAACACUCCUGUCCAAGGAGACCCUUUCUCCCAGCAACGGACCCAGCAGCUCUUUAUGCCCAGCCAUGUCCACCAGGGAGAGCUUUACCGGCUCUGCCAGCCUGUGGUUGGGCAGCCACAGCAGCAUUUCCAGCAGCAGCAGCAGAUGCAAAUGCAAAUGCAGCAGCAACAUCAUCAGCAUCAGCAAGGGGACUCCUACUCGGCCCUCAGCAGGCCCCAGCCGACCCCUUCCCCAUACCAGCAGAUGCCUGUCGACCCUUUCGCCAUUGUCUCCAGGGCCCAGCAGAUGGUGGAGAUCCUCUCUGAUGAGAACAGAGCUUUGCGCCAGGAGCUGGAAGGAUGCUAUGAGAAAGUAGCCAGGCUCCAAAAGCUGGAAACAGAAAUUCAGCAAGUUUCAGAAGCCUACAAUAACCUGGAAAAGUCUUCCACAAAGCGGGAGACUCUGGAGAAGACCAUGAGGAACAAGCUGGAAGGAGAAAUACGAAGGCUGCAUGACUUCAAUAGAGACCUCAGAGAGCGUAUGGAAACAGCCAACAAGCAGCUUGCGGAGAAGGAAGGCUCUGAGGAUAACAAGAAAACCAUCUGCCAGCUCUUUGCACAAAACAAAGAAACCCAGAGGGAGAAGGAGAAGCUAGAGAUCGAGCUGGCUGGAGUUCGCUCUGCUAAUGAGGAACAGAGGAGGCACAUUGAAAUUCGCGACCAGGCUUUGAACAAUGCUCAGGCCAAAGUGGUGAAACUGGAAGAAGAGUUGAAGAAGAAGCAGGUUUAUGUUGAGAAGGUGGAGAAAAUGCAGCAGGCCUUGGUUCAGCUGCAGGCAGCCUGCGAGAAGCGCGAACAGCUGGAACACCGACUGCGGACACGGCUGGAGAGGGAACUCGAAUCCCUCCGGAUGCAGCAGCGCCAGGGGACUUCUCAGCCGACCAGUGUCUCUGAAUACAACGCCACAGCACUUAUGGAGCUCCUGCGGGAAAAGGAGGAGCGGAUUCUUGCCCUGGAAGCAGACAUGACAAAGUGGGAACAGAAGUACCUGGAAGAAAGCGUCAUGAGGCAAUUUGCAUUGGAUGCCGCAGCUACAGUUGCUGCCCAGAGGGACACCACUGUCAUCAGCCACUCGCCCAAUGCCAGUUAUGACACCUCUCUUGAAGCCCGCAUCCAGAAGGAAGAGGAGGAGAUCCUGAUGGCUAACAGGAGAUGCCUAGACAUGGAGGGAAGGAUCAAGACCCUCCAUGCUCAAAUCAUUGAGAAGGAUGCCAUGAUUAAGGUGCUCCAGCAGCGGUCCAGGAAAGAGGCCAGCAAGACUGACCAGCUGUCUUCCAUGAGGCCAGCGAAAUCCCUGAUGUCCAUCUCCAACACUGGCUCAGGCUUGCUCUCCCAUUCGUCAACACUGAGCAGCACACCCAUUCUGGAAGAUAAGAGGGAGGACAAGAGCUGGAAGGGCAGCUUAGGUGUUCUGCUGGGAACAGAAUGCCGCUCCGAAUCCAUUCCUUCCACUCCUUCGCCCAUCCUCCCCUCCCCUCCGCUGCUGUUUGCGCACUCCAAGACCGGCAGCCGAGACUGUAGCACUCAGACGGACCGGGGAAGUGAGCAAAGCAAGGUCUCCGCCUCCUCUUCCUCCUCUGCUUUGCCUCCUGUGCAGGGGAGGCUCCCUGCUAUGAAUCUGACCUACACUUCAGACAAAGCAGAUACACCAGUUUUCCAUUCCAACACUCUAGAAAGGAAGAACCCAGCUCAGAAUUUGGGGCAGGACCUCAACGAUGCGGAAAUGGUGGAGUAUCUCAUCUGAAGAAAUCGAAAGCUGAAGCAGACUAGCAAGAAGUGUCUCCGUACCCCUCCCCCUGUGAAACCUUUUUUUUUUUUAAGCAGAUCAUAGUAAAGGAAGCCAGAGCUUUCUGCUGUUUUGUAUAUAUAUAUAUUUUCUCAAAGGUAUGGGCAGGUUAACUUAUAUUUUGUUCCAAAAUUAUUAAAGUAGUUCUGGGGUUUUUUUUUAAGAAGGUUCUUUCCCAUACCUUCUUUCUGUUUCUUUAAAAAUACUGGAUCUGAUAGCAUCUGGAUAAAAAUUAAACCAAGCUCCUAAAUGCACUAAAUUUUUGAAAUGUCAGUAUUUUUUUUGUUAUUAAAAACAACAACCCUGUGUUGUAAGGAAAGUAAGGACCUUAUUUAGACGUUGACGUCCAUAAUGCCUUUUUACAAAGCCUGUUACUUCCCAGGUUUCUCUUUUUGCCAGAUGAUUACAUGGUGCUGUCACUUUUGAGUGUCGUUUAAGUGUCCCAAAUAUUCAGGGGUCCCUGAGAACCAUUGUUACGUAUGGGACUCCAAAGGGUGGGACGACAUUUUUUCACGUUCCUUGCCCUCCUUAUGAGAGUGUCCGUUUUCACAGAACAUUCCAGGACUAGAAAAAAAUAAGUUGAUUUCCACAAUGUGCCUGCACUCGUUAUUUUGUUUUUUUUUAAAUACAUCUUAUUGUUCAUAUCAUUCUGUCCUUUUGUUAGAUGCCCCAAGAUGUAAGGGGAGUUUUCUGUUUAUUUCAUAUAUGUCAAAGGGCUUCUUACCCUUGCAGCAGGAUGAGGAAUAAUGCAUCCCAUUCAGGAUUUCAGUGAACAAGCUGUGAGCCUUUUCUCCAUGUUGUUCUGCUGUUCUGUUCCGUUUAAACUGCAGCCAUUCAGCUGGCUUGACUGGAGUUACUGCUAAACUAAGCAAGUGGCAGGGUGUGUCACCAGACAGAAACUUGAUUUUCUGUGUGGCCAUGCUGGGGAAUUUUCCCUAAACCAUAUUUUUGCCUCUUCCACAUGCCUUCUUCGACUAUAAUCGAUUCAUUCCAGAAGUUAGCAGCUUUUUCUCUUAAAAUAAUUGUAUAUUUUGAUGUAAGAAUGUAGUGCCUUACUCAAGAUAAUAGUUACACUGGGGUCCUUUUCUAAAUAAAGUAAAGCAACCCUGUAAGUUGAAAACCUUGCAUUUUCCUGAAAACUCUCAUUAAUCUUCUGCACACAUUUAGAAAUUAUAAUAGAUUCAUACCUAAGGUUUCAGGUUUUCAUACCCAUACAUAUAGACACACACCUGUAACUUGCAUUAUUUUGUUUCUUGGGAGCUGACAUAAAUAUUGCAGCACUAGGUAGCAAACUUUGCAGGGAUCGAUUUCAAACAUGCAUUUAAAAGUUUGAAAAAUGAACGUGUUUCUGUUGUACAUGUUUUUAAUAACUGCCAGCACAGAUCCCAAAGUUACGUAUAUUAGAGAAAUGAGUAAAAGUGGAGGAGUAACUAGAUUAUGUCAUUCAGAGGCAACAGAAGGAACCUUUGAACAAAAUGUAAACUGUGAGUUAAGUUGUGUCCAAAGGGAAGUGCCUUCUGAGCGUGAGUCUAGUCUCCUUUUAUCCAGGUGCCUCCCAUCCUCUGGUAGGUGAGAGAGCAUGUUGCAUGCAACCUCUCCUUAGCAUCUUCAGAAGAUAAAGAUCUAAAAUGGCAUAAAGAAAAGUAAAGAAUCCAUUGUGUCCUAUGGUGCCUUUUGAACUUCAGGAUAAUUUCCCUUUAACAGGGACAAAGCAAGUGAUCUUAUACCAUAUAAUUAUUUGAGAGUGUACUCACCCCAGGCCAGCAGAAGGAGUUCUGGAGGGCUGCAGGUUCGUCCCUAAAAUGUCGUGCCAGGCUGGGUAGGAGGAGAUUUCUCUAUGCACAUUUGGGGACAUCCUGAAUCUGCUGAUUUUUUAUUUUUUGCAACUCUGCUGCUGCUGCAAAUUAGUCUCAUAGCAGCUGGGAGUUUUGUGCAAGAAAGUGAAGUUUUCCACUAGUCACCCACUCUUUUCAUUAUGCUAAUUAUGGGACUUUGGGAAUCUGCCUGGUAAUUAGGAAAAUUUGUUUUCCUCGCAUGUAACUUUUGGCCUGCUGUGGAAUUAAGUUGGAAGUUGACACUACUUAGAAGAAGUUAUGCUGCGCAACGCUCCUUCUUCUGCUUCUCCUUUCCUCUGUAAAAUUUAUUGGUACUGGACAAGAGGCAAGACAAUAUAAAACUGAUAACCUUUGUGCUUGAACCAAACGUUAGACUAAGAGUUUUAACACAAACUCGGGUAAUAGAAGCUAUGCUGUAGAUGAGUCUUCCCCAGCUGGGAACACCACAUCUCCCAUCUUCCCCAGCCUGCAUGGCCAGUGGGGAGGGGGGACAGUAGUAGUUCUAAACAUCUUGAAGGCACCAGCGGGGAAGACUAUGUGUAGAUUGUAUAGAGGAAGGCUUUGUAGGUUUUCUUACACGCUGCAGGGGGGUUGGACUAGAUGACCCUUAGGGUCACGUCCAAUCCUAGGAUUCUGAAAGCAAACCAACAGGUGUUGCGUUCCCACCAACCUGAUCGCAACACUCCAGGGGUCUUUCCUGCAACUUCUUCCCACUGGGAACAGACCCAUUAGACCAGAUGAUUCAGGAACUGGUUGUAGGGGUGAUGCCAACAUCUUGUGUCUCCAGUCUGUUGGAAGGAGGGAAUUUGCAGAGCUCUGAACAUGUUGAAUGUCUUCGCUUGGUGCCUCUUUCUCUCUAUAUAUAUUUCUUCUCCUGCACCAGUAUAGGAACGUGUGUAUUAUUAUUUUUUAUGUCUAGACUGUAAACCUCAUGACAAAGUGUACCUGUACUGUAUUUAUGGAGAAAAUAAAAUUGUUUCUGCAAAUA
Podarcis muralis (Common wall lizard) is the source of this 6439-nucleotide messenger RNA. It is a transcript of the gene AMOT, whose product is annotated as angiomotin. Lineage: Eukaryota; Metazoa; Chordata; Lepidosauria; Squamata; Lacertidae. Gene Ontology annotation, molecular function: signaling receptor activity. The record is from RefSeq and is a predicted model, not a curated record. Gene Ontology annotation, biological process: actin cytoskeleton organization; establishment of cell polarity involved in ameboidal cell migration; hippo signaling. Gene Ontology annotation, cellular component: plasma membrane; lamellipodium; bicellular tight junction.